Terrapene triunguis (Three-toed box turtle) is the source of this 2689-nucleotide messenger RNA. RefSeq names its product prostaglandin reductase 1-like. NCBI's taxonomy places the organism in Eukaryota, Metazoa, Chordata, Testudines, Emydidae. Gene Ontology annotation, cellular component: cytoplasm. The record is from RefSeq and is a predicted model, not a curated record. Gene Ontology annotation, biological process: prostaglandin metabolic process. Gene Ontology annotation, molecular function: 2-alkenal reductase [NAD(P)H] activity; 15-oxoprostaglandin 13-reductase [NAD(P)+] activity. The transcript is spliced from 10 exons. Bases 1026 to 2012 code for a protein of 328 amino acids.
CAAUGGGAGUUAGGCACUAAUACCUUUGAGGAUCCAAGCCUCAAGAACCUAAGUCUCAUUGAAAUUUACUUAGCUCCAUUUUGGUGCUUUAGAAAACUUUACUCAUGGGCCCCAGGAAACAAAAAUGUGUUUAAAGAUAAAUAGGGUUGUUUUUUUCUUAUGAUGGUCUUUAAAGUAAAUUAUGACCGAAAGAUAUAGGUUAAAAAUAAAAUUUGUGAAAACAGAACUGAGUUCUAAAACAGAAAAGUUGCUGAAAUUGCUUUGUCUGCAAAAAAAGAGUAAGAACAUAGGCCUGCUUUGAGAAUAACAAGGAGAAAGUGGUAGUAGUGGUGUGUGUCAUAUGUUUGGACCCAUUUUUGUUUUGCUAAUGGUUGGAUGCAUUGAGUGACUGGUUUUAGUUCUUUUUUUUUUUUUUUUUUUUGAGGUUAAUUUUUAAUGAUUGGAUUUUUGUAUUGGACUUUCCAUAAAAGCUAGUGAGAUGAUAUCUCCAGUGGACUCUUGCCAGCUGCCCCAAAAGCAGGGUCUCUUGUCUGAAUGGCAAUAUAUUUUUUGGAGGACUCCAGGAUCAGCAGUCAGAGUGACCUGCUAAUGUUUCGUGUAUUUAAAGUUGCUUAGUCAUGGGGCGACCCUUUUAUGAGUUAAUGUUUGCUGAAUUGGAACUUUUUCUACAAAUGAACUAACUGACACUCGAUUGGACUAAGUCAAAUCACUUAUGAACCUGAUUUGCUAAUGGUUUGAAGAUAGGCACUGUAGGGCGGAGCGAGGGAAAUUCAUAUCCAUUGUGGAUAAAAGCAGAGAUCUUUGCCGUUGGCUACCCACUUGAGGAAAGACUGAGGUUCCAGAAUCUGUAAGACGGAUCACCUUGCAGAGAAGAAACCUCGAUAUCCUGAGGUUGGCUAUUCCAGUCUCUGCCUGGGCUUCUGCUCUGAUCCGCUGAGCCUGUUGACAAAAAGCAGCCAGCAGAAAACCACCUGGUUCCUUACCAGCAGGAGCUGAAGAGAGGCAAAUCUUUAUUGUGGUACAGGAUGGUGAGAGCCAAGUCUUGGACGCUGAAAAAGCAUUUUGAGGGCUUCCCCAAAACAAGUGACCUUGAGCUGAAAGAGGUGGAGCUGCCAAAGCUAAAGGAUGGAGAUGUGCUGUUUGAAUCUGUGUUUCUCAGUGUUGAUCCUUACAUGAGACCUUAUAGUAGGAUAUACAUGAAAGAGGGAGACAUAAUGAUAGGCAGCCAAGUUGCUAGAGUUGUGGAAAGCAAGAAUCCCACCUACCCAGUAGGGACCUAUGUUGUGGCUAAUUCAGGCUGGACAACUCACUUCAUCUCUGAUGGGAAAGAUCUACGGCUGCUUCCUUCUUGGCCAGAAAAUAUCCCCAGAUCUUUGGCUCUUGGGACAAUUGGCAUGCCAGGCCUCACUGCAUACUUCGGCCUAUUUGAGAUCUGCAAGAUUAGAGCAGGAGACACCGUGCUGGUUACUGCAGCAGCUGGAGCUGUGGGUUCAGUGGUGGGGCAGAUUGCUAAAAUCGGAGGUUGCAAAGUGGUUGGCUGCGCUGGCUCAGAUAAAAAGGUUGCUUAUCUGAAACAGAUUGGCUUUGAUGAAGCCUUUAACUAUAAGACUGUAGGAUCCUUGGAAGAAGCACUGAAGAAGGCCUCACCCGAUGGCUACGACUGCUACUUUGAUAACGUGGGUGGAGAGUUUUCAAGUAUUGUUCUGAAUCAAAUGAAGAAAUUUGGGAGGAUUGCUGUGUGCGGAGCCAUCUCUGGAUACAAUGACACAGUGCCCCAGAAAGGACCUUAUGUUCAGAUCCCAAUGAUCUUCAAGGAGCUUUACAUGGAAGGAUUUAUCGUCUCACGGUGGAAUGACAGGCGUGAGGAGGCCCUGAAGAUAUUGUUAAGAUGGGUUGUAGAGGGGAAAAUUAAGUGUGAAGAACAUGUUACUGAAGGAUUUGAAAAAAUGCCAGCAGCUUUCAUGGGACUGUUAAAGGGAGAAAACCUUGGAAAAGCAAUAAUAAAAGUGUAAAGGGCAUGUGGUUCAUUCCUUUAGGAAAGCCAUACCAAUAGCUUAUCUGUCUUGUUGCCAAAUGCUCAGCCACAACUUUUAAUGGGCUAAAGUAUACUCAAAAUAGACAAGUCUCCAACCGGUUUGGGGAAAGUGAUGCUUCGUCAAAUAAUGCAAUGCUACAACAAAUUGUUGCUCCUACAGCUAAGUGAUUAAUCCACUUUAUCACUGCUAUAAUCAGUCCUCAUUGAUACAUGUGAUUGUGAGACUUACGAGAAUACUCUAAUUUCAUGGGCAUUUUGAAAAAAAGCCAGCCAGGUAAACGGUCAGUGGAGCUAUAUGGCUUUAUACUAACUGAGGAUCUGACCUUAUUUUUAAAAACAAGGAACCUUAACUGAGCUGCUCAAGAGCUUGAUAUCUAAGGUCCAUGCAGAGAGCAGAAGUCAACUGCAAUCUUUUAAAUAGCAUCUGCUAAAUAGUCAUUAAAAUAGAUUUGUACUAGAUCCCCUUAAAAUGUAGAUUUUAUUCUGUAGCUAACACCAUGUUUGUCACAGUCACAGCAACAUAACCCAGCAGUAAUCUGAUUAAAUAGUUUAGAGCUGUUCUAAGAUGCUGUAUGUUUAUGCAAAGAAAAAUAACCCAUUAAAAUCUUAUUGAUAAAGAAAAUGGUUCUUAUCUUGACAUGAAACUGACUACAU